GCCCGUUUUCCACUGAAACUUCGCGUGUGCUCGUAAAAUAUUAAAAAUUACUCGUUCUAAUUAUAGAAUUAUCGUACUUUUGCAUCCCACAGUUCGCGUAGAAAACGCGCUGCUGCGAGCUCGAGCUUCGUGUGCGCCUGCCGAGUGCAAAAACAUGUGUUUCGAUGUGAAUAUUAGUUGAUGACACCAACAGUGGAUGAAUGUCAACAAAUUAUAAUUAUUUUAGAUUUUCGUUGCUAAAGUGUUGUUGACUUCGUCUUCGAGUGUGACGAGGCUGAGGGUAGUGCCGGUCGGGUGGUGUAAUUCAAGGAUUCGAGAUAGCGGCAGUGCAGUGUCUGUUGGACUUCCGGUCGUAAUGAGGGUUCGGUGAACAGUAAUCAUCGUGUGAACUGGUAGCGGGAUGGCCAAUCCUACGAUCGCGGUCUCUUUUGACCAAAAUGACAUGUCCAGUUGGUAUUUUGGUGGCAUGUCCCGUGCGGUGGCCACCAAACUCCUGCUCAACGAGUCGGAGAGUGGAGUAUUCCUAGUCCGAGAUUCAAAAACCAUUGUUGGAGAUUAUGUGCUGUGUGUGCGGGAGGACGACCGAGUGUCCCACUACAUCAUCAACCGCAUCCUGUCCCCGGAGGGCGCGACCAGGUUCCGCAUCGGCAACCAGGUGUUCACGGACAUGGCGGCGCUGCUGGCGUUCUACCGGCUCCACUAUCUGGACACCACGCCGCUGGUGCGCCCGCUGUCCCAGGCGGCGACCACCACGCCAGCGCAGCAGUACCACGUGCUGGAGGUGGUGGAGGCGAAGUUCAACUUUGAUGGGAAUGACGCCGACGACCUACCGUUCCGUCGCGGUGAGCGGCUGAUGGUGAUCAAUCGUGAUGAGGAGCAGUGGUGGACGGCGCGCAACGCGCAGGGCCGCACCGGCUCCAUACCCGUGCCCUAUGUGCAGAGGGUGCUGGACCCGUCAGGCAUGCCGUACCCGCCCAACGAGGCGCUGACGCAGCUCGGCGACCCGCCCUCGCCGCCCAACAACAAGCAGCAGAAGGGCUCCAACAUGCAGAGGACGUUGCCGGCGCUGGCGCGCGUGCGGCAGUCGAGAGUGCCCAACGCGUACGACAAGACCGCGCUCAAGCUGCAGGAGGGGGAUAUUGUUAAAGUGACGAAAAUGAACAUAAACGGCCAAUGGGAGGGCGAGCUGAACGGCAAAGUCGGCCACUUCCCGUUCACCUACGUCGAGUUCCUGGACGACAUACCCAGCUAAAUGCAGUGACAGUGUUCAGUGAUAGUGACUAACGGAACAGUGACUAUAACACAGAUUUUAGUAUUGAAUAUCAUAGAAACGGAGGAGUUAUAGUCCACGAGUUGUGCAAUAUCUCUGUUCCUAUUCACAGCGGUUCUUUCUACGGAAGAAUAGACAAAGUGGCAGUUAGUCGAAGGUUAUCUGCCAUUUUGUCACUAAAGUCUGUCAGUAUGUCUUUUCUUUCCCGUUUCCAAUGUUAUACUGAGCCUGCUGUGGUAAGCUAUAUGUUGUAUCGGCUUGCAUAGCCAUUUAAAGAGCCGUUCUGCAGACCAUUAGUACCGUAUAUAAACUUCAAUAGAUGUAUAUGCGUACCAGUGGGAUACAUAAUUCAACAUGACUAAAGAGAGUGAUUGCAGGACAGGCUUUAUAUGCCCAUCUGAAUGCUUGUUUAGAUAGGGAAUCAGCAUGCAUUGUCUUGACAAAACUUCUAGCAUCAUUUUUGUCUGUUUAUCUGCAUAAAGACGUGACCUCAGAGUCGAGAGUCAGGCCCUAAACCACUAGACCACUGAGGCGUUUUACUAAUUCGGAAAACGUGUAUGCUGCCAGCCUUAUUAUUGUUUCUGUUUCAGGCUAUAUAUCUUAUUAGCUUUGUCCACACUGUGCCUUUUUUUGUUCAUCAAGGGCAUGCGUUAUAACGCAGUCAAAAGCGCGCGUGAGGCAUGCCAGCGACGCAUGCGCUCUGACCGUAUCCAAAAC
Messenger RNA from Aricia agestis (brown argus), 1987 nucleotides. RefSeq names its product adapter molecule Crk (gene Crk). The record is from RefSeq and is a predicted model, not a curated record. The coding region runs from base 401 to 1252 and encodes 283 amino acids. The transcript has 7 exons. Lineage: Eukaryota; Metazoa; Arthropoda; Insecta; Lepidoptera; Lycaenidae. Gene Ontology annotation, molecular function: protein binding.